Messenger RNA from Hippocampus comes (tiger tail seahorse), 1551 nucleotides. It is a transcript of the gene anxa1a, whose product is annotated as annexin A1a. Gene Ontology annotation, molecular function: calcium ion binding; calcium-dependent phospholipid binding; phosphatidylserine binding. Bases 136 to 1149 code for a protein of 337 amino acids. The transcript has 12 exons. Lineage: Eukaryota; Metazoa; Chordata; Actinopteri; Syngnathiformes; Syngnathidae. Gene Ontology annotation, biological process: phagocytosis; cellular response to glucocorticoid stimulus; signal transduction. The record is from RefSeq and is a predicted model, not a curated record. Gene Ontology annotation, cellular component: vesicle membrane; plasma membrane; nucleus.
UAUGGGCCGAGCUCGGUUCUAGGUGGAGUUUCUCGCGAGUAUAAAUGAACUCCCUCUGCUUGUCAACCGCCCCUGCAAAGCUCACACCCACAUAAACGACUCUACAGCCACACGUGUCCUGCAGCCAGCCCCACCAUGUCUUUCAUCAAAGAGUUCAUGAUGCAGACAGUCUAUCUGGGCAUGCCCGAUGAGUCAGUAUUAAAGAACGAGGGGACAGUGAAGGCAGCACCAAACUUCAGUGCCAGUGGCGACGCAGCUGUCUUGGACCAGGCCAUCAAGGCAAAAGGCGUGGAUGAGAAUACCAUCAUUGAAAUACUGGUGAAGAGGAGCAAUGAGCAGAGGCAGCAGAUUAAAGAAGCUUACCAACAAUCCAGCGGGAAGCCUCUGGAGGCAGCACUGAAGAAGGCGUUGAAGGGAGAUUUGGAGGAUGUGGUCAUGGCUCUGCUGAAAACACCGGCCCAGUAUGAUGCCCAGCAGCUGAAACUAGCCAUGAAGGGUCUGGGAACAGAUGAGGACACCCUUGUUGAGAUUUUGGCCUCUCGAACCAAUACAGAGAUUCUGGAUAUAAAGAAGGCCUACAAGGAAGAUUACAAAAAGGACCUGGAGGAAGACAUCAGAUCUGACACCAGCGGAGACUUCAGAAAUGCACUCUUUUCACUCUGCAAGGCCAACCGCACGGAGGGAGUGUGUGAACAGCUGAUUGACAGUGAUGCCAGGUCUCUGUAUGAAGCUGGAGAGGGGAGGAAAGGCAAAGACUGCUCCGUUUUCAUUGAAAUCCUUACUGUCAGGAGCGCCCCUCAUCUCCGUGAAGUGUUUCAGAGGUACUCAAAGUACAGCAAAGUGGAUGUGGCUAAAGCAAUUGACCUGGAGAUGAAGGGUGAUAUUGAGAAUUGUCUCACAGCAUUAGUCAAGUGUGCUGGGAGCAGGCCUGCUUUCUUUGCUGAGAAGCUCUACUUGUCCAUGAAGGGAUCCGGAACCCGCAAAAACAUCCUUACCCGUAUCAUGGUGAGCCGUGCUGAAAAAGAUUUGAAAUUAAUCAAGGCUGAGUACAAGAAGAAAUACGGCAAAACACUCUACCAGGACAUUUUGGAUGAUACUAAAGGAGACUAUGAGAAGAUUCUGCUGGCUCUCUGCGGUAGCGAGAACUGAUUUCUCAUCUCCUGACUACGAGCUCUCAAAGAGCUGACGAGGCCAAUUUAACUGAAGGCUCGACUCAAAGUUCAGCUCUGUAAAAUAACCUGCUGUCAUGACAUUUAAAAAAAAAACACCAAUGAGAAAAGACUUAUUCCAAAUCAGCAUUGCCUCAGCAGAUACAAUCUGAUCCUUUUUAAGAAAUCAAUUCUAGACCCAAAAUGCUCUUAUCUUACCAUGGAUUUGAGUCAGCCAAAAGACAUGUUGUCUGGACAGGUAGACUGGUUUAACAUAGGUGCUUGAAAGGAGAGUUAGUUAUUGCAACACUGCAACCAAAAUAAUCCUCCCCAUGUGACAAUUUUACUGUAUACCUGUGCAAUUGAAGGAGCUUCUACAAAUAAAAGCAUUUUUUUUUCUGUG